AUGCCCCCUCCAGACGUCUCGAAUCUAACCCCUCUUCCAAACCCUCGUCGAGUUGUGACAGCGAAUAAUCCGAACACUGGGAUCGGUGAGGUCUUGCUCGAGGAUACUCCUCAAACGACAAUUGGUUUCAAAGGAAUACUUAGAGAGGCAGGUAUAUGGACAACAAACCAAAGUCCUGCAGACAACUCGUCUAGGGAGGAUGUAUCGCUCAAGCCGUUGGAGGGGGGGCUAGUGUCGCCCGGGGGAACAAACUGUCGAACAACCGACCUAGGUCCCGGCCAAGUUACACCCAUGCACCGUACAAAUUCUAUCGACUACAACAUUAUCAGUCGAGCGGUUCAUGUUCUUGAAGAUGGCAGCGAGCAAGAAGUUGGGCCGGGCGAUAUAGUAGUUCAGCGAGGCACCAACCAUAGGUGGGAGAACCGGACUAAUGAUUGGGUUCGCUGGGUUUCGGUCCUGGUCGAGGCAAAGCCCGUCGAGGUUAACGGAAAAAUUCUGGGACCUUACUUUGAGGGAGAAGACAAACAUCCGUGA
Rhizoctonia solani is the source of this 534-nucleotide messenger RNA. RefSeq names its product cupin domain-containing protein. Lineage: Eukaryota; Fungi; Basidiomycota; Agaricomycetes; Cantharellales; Ceratobasidiaceae. The coding region runs from base 1 to 534 and encodes 177 amino acids. The transcript has 5 exons. The record is from RefSeq and is a predicted model, not a curated record.